Messenger RNA from Camponotus floridanus (Florida carpenter ant), 1194 nucleotides. It is a transcript of the gene Had1, whose product is annotated as lambda-crystallin homolog. Bases 54 to 1109 code for a protein of 351 amino acids. The record is from RefSeq and is a predicted model, not a curated record. Gene Ontology annotation, biological process: fatty acid metabolic process. Lineage: Eukaryota; Metazoa; Arthropoda; Insecta; Hymenoptera; Formicidae. The transcript is spliced from 6 exons. Gene Ontology annotation, molecular function: oxidoreductase activity, acting on the CH-OH group of donors, NAD or NADP as acceptor; NAD+ binding.
CACUACACUCUUGCAAAGCUCUAUUAAAAUAUUAUGUGGGAGGGGAACUGAUAAUGCGAACAUAUAUAUCAACACCUUUGCCGCGGAGACCAAGACACAGUUCACAGAAACAUUUUCUUCGCAGACAUUCAAUCAACAACAGUCCAGUAGCAAUGUCGACUAAAAAUGAAAAGAUCGGGAUAAUUGGCAGCGGCUUAAUUGGACGUAGCUGGGCUAUGCUUUUCGCCAGCGUAGGAUAUCAAGUAACCAUUUACGAUAUCGUUCAAGAUCAAAUUAAAAAUGCGUUGGAAGAUAUUCAUCAACAGUUGAAACGCCUUGAAGCUGGCGGUCUUCUCCGGGGUACACUAACUGCGGACCAGCAAUUUCAACUGAUAAAAGGAUCUUCUGAUCUGGCGGAAGUUGUAAAAGAUGCAAAAUUGAUUCAAGAAUGUGUGCCAGAAAAUCUUUCGUUAAAAUUGAAACUCUACAACGAUCUCGACAAAGUCGUCGACGACAAAGUAAUCUUGUCCUCUUCGACGUCUACGUUUCGUCCAUCUCUUUUCAGCGAGAAGCUGAAACAUCGUGAGCAGAUCAUAGUCUCUCAUCCUGUAAAUCCCCCUUAUUAUGUGCCAUUGGUAGAGGUAGUACCAGCACCAUGGACGCGUUCCGAUAUUCCCGAGAAAACAAAAGCCAUCAUGACCGAAAUUGGUCAAAAACCUGUUGUCUUUAGUAGGGAGAUUGAUGGUUUCGCACUUAACAGAAUACAAUAUGCGAUAUUAAACGAAGCCUGGAGAUUGGUAGCUGAUGGAGUGUUAAGUGCAAAGGAUAUUGAUGCGGUAAUGAGUGAAGGUCUCGGAAUGCGUUAUGCUUUUCUUGGUGCUUUUGAGGCUGCGCAUUUAAAUGCUGAAGGAAUGAAGAAAUAUUGCGAAACGUAUAACAAAUCAAUCUAUGAUGUCAGUAUGACUUUCGGACCAGUACCAAAAUUUGUGGGCGAGAUGGCGGAAAAAAUCAGCAAUGAAUUGAACGAGAUGUGUCCACUUGAUAAAUUAAAGGAAAGACGAGCAUGGCGCGAUACCGCUUUGACAAAAUUAUCUAUACUCAAGAAAGAAUUAAAUAAGAUCAAACAGUAAAAAGAUACUUAUUUCAUGCAAUGUGCUACUAUUAAAGCUUGUUUCGUUAAAGCAUUUUAAAAACAGUUUUAUAUAUAAUUUUAUA